Messenger RNA from Pistacia vera, 1455 nucleotides. RefSeq names its product ribosome biogenesis protein NOP53-like. Bases 32 to 1126 code for a protein of 364 amino acids. Gene Ontology annotation, cellular component: nucleolus. The transcript is spliced from 12 exons. Gene Ontology annotation, molecular function: 5S rRNA binding. Gene Ontology annotation, biological process: rRNA processing; ribosomal large subunit assembly. NCBI's taxonomy places the organism in Eukaryota, Viridiplantae, Streptophyta, Magnoliopsida, Sapindales, Anacardiaceae. The record is from RefSeq and is a predicted model, not a curated record.
UAGUGCGCAGACAAGGAGAAGAAGAGUGGAGAUGGGGAAGAAAGCUAAAGGGUCGAGAAAGGGAAAGAAAGCAUGGAGGGCAAACAUAAGCACAGAGGACAUAGAAGAUUACUUUGAGAAAUCAACUAAAGAUGCGCUCUCUGGUGGUUCUCUCUCUCAGCUUCCUAACGAAUCACUUUUCUUUGUUGACAAGUCCAAAGAUCUUUCUGUGAAGAGGAAGAUUGAGAAACAUAGGGAGAAGGUGCUGCGAUGUGAUAGUGUACUGCAAAAGAAUCCCUUUGUUCAAGCAUUGCCAUCAUCCAAGUCAAAGCAGAAGAAAUCGAAGAAAAAAGAUAAAGGCAUUGCAAAAGAAAAACUUUUGACUCAAGAUAUUCCCAAGGGUGAUGGUAGCAGUGAUUCUGGCAUGGCUGACAUUUGGUCAAAUGAAGGUGAAGGUGACAAUAAAUCGAAAAAGGUCUCUAAACCUUCGGUUAUUCCAGCAGUAGAAGUUGAACCUGCAGGGUGCUCAUUCAAUCCCUCAUUUGAAAGUCAUCAGGAAUCAUUGGCUGUAGCUGUUGCUGAAGAAAUGCAGAAAAUCUAUCAAAAUGAAUUGGGUCCUAAACCAGUUCCUAUAACUGUUCCAGGAAAAGUGAUUGAUGAAGAAGAUAGAUACUUUCUUGAGGUGGAUAAUGGCAGUGAUGAUGAAAAUGUGGAGAAUUUGAGCGAAAAUGAAGAAACUGAACUUGAGAACAGAUCUAAAAAAACAAAGCCAGUGACUCGAGUGGAGUUGAAUAAGAGAGUUAAACGUAAAGAACUGGAGAGAAAAGAAUCUGCGUCGAAAAAGGUGGAGGGACUUUCCAAACAAAUUGACAGCUUGGAUGAUAUUAUUCAAGAAAUAGCCAAAGAGGACGAGGAGAAGCAGAAAAGACAUCUGCGCCGAGUUGUAGCUAAGCAAGAAAGAUUAAAGGCUUGUCCACCACGCUUGGGAAAGCACAAAUUUGAGCCAGCUCCUACUCAAGUCUUAUUAUCUGAAGAAAUCACUGGAUCCCUUAGAAAACUAAAGGGUUGUUGCACCCUUGUAAAGGAUCGCUACAAAAGUCUGGAGAAAAGAGGAUUAGUUGUGCCUCUCAAGAGCAAAAGGAAAUAGAUGGUUGUUUCACUUGUGAAGUCCUAUGAGGGACAGUGUUAUUUUUACAGAUGGCAUACCGGGCAACAGCAUAAGAUCCAUUUUCAGAAGUUCUGUUCUCUAUUUUUGUUAUAGUUUUUUGUAUAAUUUGGUUCUUGUCAAAUUAAAGUGGCAUUUAUUAGAAUGAAGCUAGUCUUUCUUAACCCAGUUUUGAAUUACAGAAGUUGAAAGAGUUGUUUGUAUCAGCUAGUUCACCAUCUCCUUGAAUUCUUCUACCAGUAGCACUUCAAUAUGGUGUUUAAUAGGUUUUAACUCCUAUAUUUGUUAUGAUAAUUCUACAUUUCUAAGUA